Messenger RNA from Colletotrichum gloeosporioides, 1665 nucleotides. Its product is annotated as putative transporter. Gene Ontology annotation, cellular component: membrane. Gene Ontology annotation, molecular function: transmembrane transporter activity. Lineage: Eukaryota; Fungi; Ascomycota; Sordariomycetes; Glomerellales; Glomerellaceae. The record is from RefSeq and is a predicted model, not a curated record. Bases 1 to 1665 code for a protein of 554 amino acids. Gene Ontology annotation, biological process: transmembrane transport. The transcript is spliced from 6 exons.
AUGGCUUCAACCAACACUGGAGGGCCCUUCAGGGACCAUCCCGAGGAGACCAAAGACGUUAGCACCUCCCAGUCGCAGGCCACGGACGCAUCAUUGUCAUCGGUGAGGGAAGUGUCCGAUAAUGCGUACGGUUCAACGGACGAGCAUGUUUUCUCCGACCCCAGCAUCGCCGAAUACUGGCGCAAGGUGUACGAGAAGGCGCAGUACGAGAACCGACACCGUUUCGAUCCGAGCUACCAAUGGUCGGCAGAGGAAGAGAAGAAGCUGAUCGACAAGCGUAUCAUGGUUUGGGCUUGGGUUAUGUUUUGCGCCCUGGAUCUGCAUCGUCGUAAUAUUAACCGAGCGAUUUCUGACAACAUGCUUCCGGAACUCGGCAUGAACACGAACGAUUACAACUAUGGCCAGACGAUCUUCCUUCUGACGUUCCUCUCCGCGGAGUUGCCGAGUGGGCUCAUCAGCAAGAAGCUCGGUGCCGACAGGUGGAUCCCAACCAUUAUGGUGGGUUGGUCUAUCACGGCUGGCUGCCAGGCCUUCUUGUCGAGUCGCGCUGGCUUCUAUGCCAUCAAAGCACUUCUUGGCCUGUUGAUGGGCGGUUUCAUCCCCGACAUUGUCCUUUGGCUCACCUACUACUACAAGUCGAACGAACUCCCGCUCAGACUCGCCUGGUUCUGGACUGCGCUCAGCACUGUCAACAUCGUGGGAUCCUUGCUCGCCGCAGGUGUUCUCCAGAUGCGAGGAAUCGCAGGAUGGUCUGGUUGGAGAUGGCUGUUUCUCUUGGAGGGAAUUGUGACCCUCAUCAUCGGCAUCUUUUCGUGGGGUCUCAUGCCCCCUGGUCCCUGCCAAACAAAAAACUGGUUCCGGGGUAAGAAUGGAUGGUUUUCCGACCACGAAGAAUACAUCAUGGUCAACCGCCUGCUGCGGGACGACCCGAGCAAGGGUGACAUGCACAACCGAGAAGCAGUCGGCCCCUCUCAGCUGUUCAAGGUCGUCAAGGACUGGGAGCAGUGGCCUCUAUACCUAAUCGGGUUGACCACAUACAUCCCGCCUUCCCCGCCGAACAACUACCUCUCCUACAUCCUUCGCAAGCUGGGAUUCUCUGUUUUCCAAGCUAACCUUCUCGCCAUUCCCUCGCAAUUUCUCUUCGCCGUCAACCUACUCAUUAUCUCAUGGGUCUCUGGAAAGUUCAAGGAGCGAGCCAUCGUCUCGUCCAUCUCCAAUAUUUGGAUCUUUCCAUGGCUCGUGGCGCUCGUGGCUCUACCUGCAAGCUCGAGCACCUGGAUCAGAUAUGCCCUGUUGACUGGUCUGCUAAGUUACCCUUACUGCCACGCCAUCUUGGUUGGAUGGAACGCGAAGAACAGCAAUGCGGUGCGAACAAGAGCUGUCAGCGCGGCGCUGUACAACAUGUUCGUGCAGGCGGGCAAUAUUGCUGCGUCCAACAUCUACCGAGAUGACGAUCAACCUUUGUACCGCCGCGGAAACAAGAUCCUUCUCGGAAUCUGCUGCUUCAACAUUGUGCUGUUCUACCUGGUCAAGGCAUUUUACAUCUGGCGGAACAAGGUUCGCGAUCGCGCAUGGAAUGCUCUGACGAAGGCGCAACAAGAGGACUAUACCCUCAACACAACAGACGAGGGCCAGCAAAGACUCGACUUCAGAUUCGCGCACUGA